AUCGAGUCGAUACACAAAAAGCAGCGCGACCAACCCCAAUCCCUUCGGCUCGCAUGCUCCAGCGCCGUCGCCUCUUUAUAGCUAGCCGGCAAAUCACCGUCCACUUGAGCCUCAUCCUUCCGCUUCCACAGCUCCAUCCGGCCCGCGAGCGAUUCGAUUCCCACUCACUACCACUCCUUUCGAAAGCCCAUAAGUGUUGACUUCGUCCGACGAUCUAAAGUCUUGGUACGCGCAACGUGUCAAUAUAUUUCGGUUUCCUAGGAUCAUGUCACUCCGCACUCGAGAUGGUCGACUGGCUGCCUGACACGAGAGCGAGCGUCCAGCUGGCACUGCCGCGUCUUCCGACACCAUCAUGCACAAUGGCGUCUUCAACUAGAGUGGUUGGUCGACUGCGCAGGCCUUACGUUUCCCAGCCCGGCUGUAUGCGCGCCCAAAUUCUCAAAGAAACCUGCUACCUGCUGCACUACGGCAGCUGACACCUCUGCGAUAACCACUAACUGUCUGCCCAGUCGGCUCACGCUGCGCCAGCGAUAAGUGAGCGUGAUGCCUUCUGGAUCAAGACGCAGAGCCCGUCCGCCAUGAUCGCGAAAAGUUUGGUUCUCAGGAGAUAUGACGCGCUGUCAAACGCUUCCUUCGAACUCAACAGCUCGGCAACCAGUGCCCCGAGCCAUCAUUGCUCGUCGCUCCGGCGGAACAGGCAUCCAUGUCGGCUUCGAUGGUGGGGUAUUAUGUGGAGGUCUGGGGGGCGCCGCAGUGCAGCAGCCAGCAGAUCCUGGACACACCGCUAUC
Messenger RNA from Mytilinidion resinicola, 789 nucleotides. RefSeq lists its product as uncharacterized. The transcript has a single exon. The record is from RefSeq and is a predicted model, not a curated record. NCBI's taxonomy places the organism in Eukaryota, Fungi, Ascomycota, Dothideomycetes, Mytilinidiales, Mytilinidiaceae. The coding region runs from base 285 to 476 and encodes 63 amino acids.